Molecule: messenger RNA, 1551 nt
Organism: Lodderomyces parapsilosis
Lineage: Eukaryota; Fungi; Ascomycota; Pichiomycetes; Serinales; Debaryomycetaceae
Gene: RPD31
Product: histone deacetylase
Exons: 1
Coding region: 1-1551 (516 amino acids)
Molecular function (GO): histone deacetylase activity
Source: RefSeq, a predicted model, not a curated record
AUGUACACACAGCUCCCCUUUGACGAGCUUAAAGUGGAUCCCAAUCAAAAGAAAAGAAUAGCGUACUUUUACGAUGCCGAUAUAGGAAACUAUGCCUAUGGGGCUGGGCAUCCAAUGAAGCCACAUCGUAUAAGAAUGGCCCACUCACUCAUAAUGAACUAUGGGCUCUACAAGAAGAUGGAGAUCUAUCGUGCUAAACCAGCCACGAAGCAAGAAAUGUGCCAGUUCCACACUGACGAGUAUAUCGAUUUCAUAAGUCGAGUUUCUCCUGAUAAUUUGGACAUGUUUAAUAAAGAAAGCGUCAAAUUUAAUGUAGGUGACGAUUGUCCGGUAUUUGAUGGGUUGUUUGAGUAUUGUGGAAUUAGCGGUGGUGGAUCAAUGGAAGGUGCCGCAAGAUUGAAUCGAGGCAAGUGUGAUAUUGCCAUCAAUUAUGCUGGUGGAUUGCAUCAUGCAAAGAAAUCAGAAGCUUCAGGGUUUUGUUACUUGAAUGAUAUCGUAUUGGGUAUAAUUGAAUUGUUGAGAUAUCAUCCACGAGUGUUGUACAUUGAUAUUGAUGUUCACCAUGGUGAUGGUGUUGAAGAGGCAUUUUAUACGACUGAUCGAGUAAUGACAUGUUCAUUCCACAAGUAUGGUGAGUUUUUCCCCGGUACUGGUGAAUUGAGAGAUAUUGGAGUGGGGAAGGGGAAAUACCACAGUGUUAAUGUUCCUUUAAGAGACGGAAUUGAUGAUGCUACAUACAAGUCCAUUUUUGAACCAGUGAUUUCUAAAAUUGUUGAGUGGUAUCAACCAUCAGCCAUUGUUCUACAAUGUGGUGGUGACUCUUUGAGUGGUGACAGAUUGGGAUGUUUCAACCUUUCAAUGGAAGGUCAUGCCAAUUGUAUCAAUUUUGUUAAAUCAUUGAAUAUUCCAUUGAUGGUGUUGGGUGGUGGUGGAUACACCAUGAGAAAUGUAGCCAGAACAUGGGCUUAUGAAUCGGGGUUAUUAAACAAUGUGAAGUUGCCAGCAGAGUUGCCAUACAAUGAAUAUUAUGAAUAUUAUGCGCCAAACUAUACAUUGGAGGUGCGUCCAUCAAACAUGUAUAAUCAAAACUCACCCGAAUUUUUAGACAAGAUCAUGACGAGUAUUUUUACCAAUUUGGAAAACACCAAACAUGCACCAUCGGUACAAAUGAACAAUGUGCCUAAUGAUCCUGAAGAUUUAGGUGAUGUUGAGGAAGACAAUGCCGAAGCAAUUGAUACUAAAGGUGGAUCUGAAAUGAGUCGAGAUACACAAAUCCAACCAGACAAUGAGUUUUAUGAAGAGGAUGAUAAAGAUGCUGGGGAAAAGAAUAUUGAGGAAAAUGGCAAAAGCGAGGGGGGCAAUAAUGGUGAGACUACUGUUGCCGUAGAUGAAGAUGUCAAAAUGGAUGAAGAUGACAAAGAUGACACGCAGAAUAACACUAUUGAGGAUGACAAGACUAAAGAUGAAACUGUUGAUGUUUCAAUGUUGACGGAGGAAGAGUUGAAGGAAAUCGAAGCCAUGAAUGAAGCUGCAUUGAAGCAGGUAGAAUAG